Penicillium cinerascens is the source of this 1545-nucleotide messenger RNA. Its product is annotated as Ribosome assembly protein 4. The transcript is spliced from 3 exons. The coding region runs from base 1 to 1545 and encodes 514 amino acids. Lineage: Eukaryota; Fungi; Ascomycota; Eurotiomycetes; Eurotiales; Aspergillaceae. Gene Ontology annotation, biological process: ribosomal large subunit assembly. Gene Ontology annotation, molecular function: protein binding. Gene Ontology annotation, cellular component: nucleolus. The record is from RefSeq and is a predicted model, not a curated record.
AUGUCGACCCUCGUUCCCCCGCCUAGCAAGCGCCAGAAGGUCGCUGCGGCCGAAAAGGCUAGGGAGCAGCAGGAGAUCCAGAGUAUUCCCACCGAUCUCGGCAGCGUCCGCGUCCAAUUCUUCGACCAGGCCACCGGCAAUGCUACCGGACCUGCGGUCUCCGUCCCAGUGGCCGAUGCCAACACCAAGAACCUGGAGACCCUCUUGAAUACGUUACAAGGAAAUGACGACGAUGACCGUGUUCCGUACCGCUUCACCUACCAAUCCGACAAGGGCGAUCAGACAAUCGACAUUCUUGCGGACCUGUACCACUCGCUUCUCCAACCAGGGAUCAAGACCACCGAGGAUACUGUUUCCCUAUUUUUCACGCCGCAGGCGGUGUUCCGAGUCAAGGCGGUUUCGCGCUGCGCGGCCUCCAUUGCGGGACACGGCGAGGCUAUCCUCGCCACGUCUUUCUCCCCCAUUAACUCGUCUACGAUGGUGUCUGGAAGCGGUGAUUCCACAGCACGUGUAUGGGACUGCGACACGGGUACGCCGUUGCAUACAUUGAAGGGACACACCAGCUGGGUGCUAGCGGUGGCCUACUCGCCCAACGGAGCGAUGAUUGCCACCGGUAGUAUGGAUAAUUCGGUGCGAGUGUGGGAUGCGAAGAAGGGAGCUGCGCUCGGAGGUCCCCUCAAGGGCCAUGCGAAGUGGAUUACCAAUCUGGCUUGGGAGCCAUACCAUCUCCAGGAGCCCGGGUGCCCCCGCAUCGCUUCCUCGUCCAAGGACUCGACCGUCCGGGUGUGGGAUGUGGCAUCGAAGCGGAUCGAACAUGUUCUCACUGGACACAAGGGAUCGGUAACGUGUGUGAAAUGGGGUGGCACGGGCCAGAUUUAUACGGCGUCGCAUGACAAGACCAUUAAGAUCUGGAACCCGAAAGAUGGCACACUCAUCCAGACUCUCGCAUCGCAUGCUCACCGUGUCAACCACCUCGCUUUGUCCACGGACUUUGCUCUGCGUACUGCCUACCACGACCACACCGGCAAGGUCCCUUCGACUGACGCCGAAAAGGUGGCUGCCGCCCGGAAACGGUACGAACAGGCAGCGACCGUGAACAACAAGAUUGUUGAGCGGCUCGUGUCUGCCAGUGAUGACUUCACCAUGUAUCUGUGGGAGCCGUCGAGCUCUAACAAGCCCGUAGCCCGACUACUGGGCCAUCAGAAGGAGGUCAACCACGUCACAUUCUCACCGGACAUGGCAUACAUUGCGUCCGCCGGUUUCGACAACCACGUCAAGUUGUGGAAUGGACGUGACGGGAAGUUCAUCACGACCUUCCGCGGCCACGUCGGCGCCGUCUACCAGUGCUGCUUCUCCGCCGACUCGCGGCUGCUAGUCUCGUCCUCCAAGGAUACCACUCUGAAGGUCUGGGACGUGCGUACGGGCAAGCUGUCGACGGAUCUGCCGGGCCACAAAGAUGAGGUGUUUGCCGUAGACUGGAGUCCCGACGGACAGAAGGUCGGCAGCGGAGGCAAGGACAAGGCGAUUCGGAUCUGGCGGAACUAA